GCUAGACCUGGGGUGGGUUGUUUUCUAUAUCUCGCCGAGGGUUCCCACUUGCCCUUCAGUAAGGGUCAAGACGCAGGGACUUGUACCAAAGGGGAGCAAAGCAGGGCUCUGCCCGAGUCCCCUAGGACCUCCGUCUCUCAAUGUCGGAGGUAGGAGGCCUUAUAGCUCCCGCGCGCUGGAGUUAGAAAGUGACUUAUUACAAUCUAGCUUGGAGGAGGGACCAGAGAAAGGCGGGUGCUGACCCUUAGAUCCCUGGAGGUCUGACCCCUUAAUACUUUCAGGGGUCUGGCCUGUGUUCCACUACCUGGCCAGUGUCAGAGUGUGCUCUUGAACUAGAUGCCAGUUUCUAAAUCUGGUCCUAACAGUCUCCUAGCUUUGUCACCUCCAGGAAUUUAUUUAGUCUUUCAGAUCCUCAUGUUUCCCACUUUACCUAAGGCAAAGUGUUGUGAAUUAUGAGGCCAAAGUGACUAGUUCAAUCCCAGCUCUACUGAACUAGUUGUGACUUUGGACAGUCACGUAAUUAUUUCCAACCUUCAUUUUCCACGUGUGUAAGAUGAGAAUGAAAAUCAUUUCAUGGGCUAUUUCAAAACUAAACGAGAUGUCUUUUGUACAAUUUUUGAAACAUAGCCUUCAGUGUGUGUUAAUAAACAGAAAUAAUAGUAUUUUCUACCCUGACCCUGAAAUCCACUGGUGUGAAGGCAGAAGAAAUGGAAAAUUAGACUUCUAAGCUUAUGCAGUUUGCGUCACAUCUCCUGCCUAGACAGACAGGUAUAUAUUGGAAAGGGGUGCGCCUUAAAAAUAAGAGUGACCAGAACAGGCUCCUUGUAACCCAUUUCCCCUUUUCAUAGUCAUGAUCACCAUGAAGAUUUUCUGGUUUCUACUGUUUCUGAAUCCGUUUAGACCCUACUGCUACCAUUCAUAUAGAUUUAGCCUGAUAUGUGCCAGAUCCUUUACUAGUCAUGAGGACAUAAGACGCCGUACCUGCCCUCCGAGAGUUCAGCGUAGAAGAGCAAGCUUGUUAAAGUACAGACUUUAAUUCUACAGGUCUGGGGUAGGACCCGAGAUUCUGCGUUUCUAACUAGCUCCCAGGUGAUGCUAAUGGAGUUGAUUCGGGUUCAGCACUUCGAGAAGUAAUAUGUAGAGGAUUUUACAAACUAGUGGAUGGUGGAAGGCCACGGGCAGAGUCCGGGUUAACUGGCCCGAAAACUUGAGGUGGUCUCCGCCCCUUUGCUUGAUGAGGUUCCCUCCCAGGAAUCCGACACGUGACGGGUGGGAAAGCCCUCACUGAAUAGAAGAACUUUGUAAGCUCCGAAGAUGCCACCCGACCUGCCUUCCCUGCUGCUGCGGCUUGUGAUUCUGCUGCUGCUGUCCCAGGCAGAAGCUCGCUCCUUCGUAGUGGAUCGGCAACAUGACAGAUUCCUCCUGGACGGGGUCCCGUUCCGCUAUAUUUCUGGCAGCCUGCACUACUUUCGCGUACCGCGGGUUCUUUGGGCCGAUCGACUUCUCAAGAUGAAAAUGAGCGGCCUCAACGCUGUGCAGUUUUACGUGCCCUGGAACUACCAUGAGCCAGAACCUGGGAUCUAUAACUUUAAUGGCAGCCGGGACCUCACUGCCUUUCUGAAUGAGGCAGCUAAAGCAAACCUGUUGGUCAUUCUGAGACCAGGACCUUACAUCUGUGCUGAGUGGGAGAUGGGAGGUCUCCCAUCUUGGUUGCUUCGAAACCGUGAUAUUCAUCUGAGAACCUCAGAUCCUGCCUUCCUUCAUGCUGUGGACUCCUGGUUCAAGGUUUUGCUGCCAAAGAUAUAUCCAUUUCUCUACCACAAUGGGGGCAACAUCAUUAGCAUUCAGGUGGAGAAUGAAUAUGGUAGCUACAAGGUCUGUGACUUCAAGUAUAUGAGACACUUGGCUGGCCUCUUCCGUGCAUUACUAGGAGAUGAGAUCUUGCUCUUCACCACAGAUGGGCCUCAAGGACUCAGAUGUGGCUCCCUUCAGGGACUCUAUGCCACUGUAGAUUUUGGCCCAGCUGACAACGUGACCAGAAUCUUCUCCCUGCUUCGGGAGUAUGAACCUCAUGGGCCAUUGGUGAACUCCGAGUACUAUACAGGCUGGCUGGAUUACUGGGGCCAAAACCACUCCACACGGUCCACUCCAGCUGUAGCUAGAGGACUAGAAAGAAUACUCAAGUUGGGAGCCAGUGUGAACAUGUAUAUGUUUCAUGGAGGUACCAACUUUGGAUACUGGAAUGGUGCUGAUGACAAGGGAUACUUCCUUCCGAUUACUACCAGCUACGACUAUGAUGCACCCAUAUCUGAAGCAGGAGACCCCACACCUAAGCUUUUUGCAAUUCAAAAUGUCAUCAGCAAGUUCCAGGAAAUUCCCUUGGGACCUUUACCUCCCCCCAGCCCCAAGAUGAAGCUUGGACCACUGACUAUGAGCCUGGAUGGGAAUUUGCUGUCUUUCCUAGACUUUCUCUGCCCAGAAGGCCCCAUCCAUUCAGUUUUGCCAUUGACCUUUGAGGCUGUCAAACUGGACCGUGGCUUUAUGCUGUACCGGACCUAUAUGACUUACACUGUUUCAGAACCAACACCAUUGUGGGUGCCAAAUAAUGGAAUUCAUGACCGUGCCUAUGUGAUGGUAGAUGGGGUAUUGAAGGGCAUUCUGGAACGGAGCUUGAAAGAAGAACUGUAUUUGACUGGGAAAGUAGGGACCAGGCUGGAUAUAUUGCUAGAGAAUAUGGGGAGGCUCAGUUUUGGGUCUAACCACAGUGACUUCAAGGGCCUGUUAGAACCACCACUUCUGGGGCAGACAGUCCUCACUGGGUGGAUGAUGUUCCCUCUCAAGGUGGAUAAGCUUGUAAAAUGGUGGAUCCCCCUGCAGCUGAUGAAAAGAGCCCAGCCUCAAGCUCCCUCUGUCCCUGCCUUCUAUUCUGCAAAGUUUCCGGCUUUAGGCUUACUUGGGGACACAUUUCUCUAUCUACCUGGAUGGACCAAGGGCCAAGUAUGGAUCAAUGGGUUUAACCUGGGCCGGUACUGGACAAUGCGAGGUCCACAACAGACCCUAUACGUGCCAAGACCUCUGCUGUUUGGUAGCUCAAUCAACAAAAUCACAUUGCUGGAACUAGAAGAUGUGCCUCAUGACCCCCAGAUCCAAUUUUUGGAUAAGCCUAUCCUCAAUAGCACUUUGCACUGGGGGUAUAACUAUCUUCUCUCAGAACCACAAGGUUCCUAUGAACCAAUAGAGUUAAGUGGGCACUGAAAGAUGACCCUGGAGUCUGGGACACAGGGCAGGAUCCUUUGAUGACGGCCACAGUGACCAUAAAGAAUCAAAGGCUACAAUCCCUCUGAGUGUAAGUACAUACACAGUUUUCUUGCCAAACUUUAUUGUGAUUAAAAUUCCAAAGACAGUACUGGCCCCACACACCUUUGGGGCCCUGUCUUUGCCCC
Rattus rattus (black rat) is the source of this 3443-nucleotide messenger RNA. RefSeq names its product galactosidase beta 1 like (gene Glb1l). Gene Ontology annotation, molecular function: beta-galactosidase activity. The record is from RefSeq and is a predicted model, not a curated record. Gene Ontology annotation, biological process: carbohydrate metabolic process. Lineage: Eukaryota; Metazoa; Chordata; Mammalia; Rodentia; Muridae. The coding region runs from base 1315 to 3255 and encodes 646 amino acids. The transcript has 16 exons. Gene Ontology annotation, cellular component: vacuole.